AUGGGUAUCUUAAACCGGGCCCUGUUGAUUGCCGCAGUGCCACUAUUGGCCGCAAUUGGCACACAAAUAGCCUUCUACCAAGACGAUGCCACCAAUUUCACCAGAUGCGCAGACCAAAGAUAUAACACAGAGAUUCUCUCCGUUGAUCCUCUCGUUAUUCAUAUCGACAAUUUCGUCAGUGAACAAGAGAUAGACUACGUCAUUCAAUUAGGGAAGCCUCUUUUCCAAGAUUCCCAGCUAUUUGACGAUGCGCAGGUGCGCUCCGUCGACAAACCGUACCGAUCAUCGUCGACUGCAUUUUUGCCAUACGAAGACCCAGUUUGUCAUUGUGUUGGGCAGCGAGCGCUGAAAUUUCUGGGUUUUAUCGAACACGAGGCAUAUGAGAGGCUACAGCUUGUGCGCUAUUAUCCAGGCCAGGAAUACAAUUUGCACAGUGAUUGGUUACAUCGGCCGAAAGUCAGUCGUUCUCCACAGGAUCAAGGGCGGGAAUAUAAUCGCCUAGGAAGUUUCUUCACUUAUCUUGGGGGCAAUGCGACCGGUGGCGAGACUUACUUCCCCUUCGUUAACGGGGCAAGCAUCAAUGCGGAUGGCCGAAAAUAUGCUAUCCCGGCCAGUGGUCAAGGGCUGGUGGUGAGACCGACCAAGGGAAGUGCACUAUUCUGGAUGAACCUCCAUGCCAGUAAUGGAACGGGCGAUGAACGGACAUUCCAUGCCGGCUUACCUGUUCAUUCGGGAGUCAAAUACGGGAUGAAUGUCUGGACCAAGCAUUACAAGUCAUUUCCCAUCAUAGGACCAUACAUAUCACAGGAAGAUCGGCCGCAGGAUACUUAG
Messenger RNA from Penicillium samsonianum, 831 nucleotides. Its product is annotated as 2OG-Fe(II) oxygenase family Oxidoreductase. Gene Ontology annotation, biological process: peptidyl-proline hydroxylation to 4-hydroxy-L-proline. Gene Ontology annotation, cellular component: endoplasmic reticulum. Bases 1 to 831 code for a protein of 276 amino acids. Gene Ontology annotation, molecular function: procollagen-proline 4-dioxygenase activity; L-ascorbic acid binding; iron ion binding. The transcript has 3 exons. NCBI's taxonomy places the organism in Eukaryota, Fungi, Ascomycota, Eurotiomycetes, Eurotiales, Aspergillaceae. The record is from RefSeq and is a predicted model, not a curated record.